Peronospora matthiolae is the source of this 14145-nucleotide messenger RNA. Lineage: Eukaryota; Oomycota; Peronosporomycetes; Peronosporales; Peronosporaceae. The record is from the annotation of a GenBank genome assembly.
AUGGAAAGCAGUGCGGACGGCGCGACGGCAGCGCCCGCCGUGGCAGCUCAUGUGUUACCCGUGAGCGACUUCCAGCGCUACCUUCUGGCCACUUGUAUACCGCUCUUUGGUCAAGACUCGGCGCCCUCAGUGGCUACUUUCAAGGCCGACCUCCACAAUGCGGAAACGACCAUCACUCUCGAGCAAUUUGUCUCUGAUUCGGCAACACGCGUGCUGCAGGUGCACUGCUGUCCAGUGCGUACCCAAGACCAGGACGUUGCAGUGGACGCGUUGACGUACGGCGUGCGCGUGAACUUGGGCAUCGAGUACGUGCCUGGCAAGAAGAGCGGCGACGACGCGGUGUGUUUUAUCAAGCGCUUUAGUGCCCCAUUGGCGAAGGACCAGACGCUAAGUCAUCAGCUGCAAGUGAUGACGCUGGGUCUCGGCUCAAAGGCGAAGGGAGGAGACAAGGCGGACGCAGACACAGCCACGAGCAGUAGUGGGGAGACCGCAGAGGAGAAACCCAAUGACAGUGGCAAUCUACUUAGUGUCGUGUACAAUUACGUGCACCAAUCGUUCUCGCCACUGAUGAUUGAGUACUCCAAGGUGCACCAGCCUCAAAGUGAGACAAGCAACGUGAGUGAAGGCACGAGAGGAUUGCCAGCUAUUCGCCGGAGGAUGAAGGAGCUCGAGUUGGCCUUGCUCCAGUAUCAGCAGAAUAUCGAGAUUCCUGAAGUAAACUUGGUCUUUCACCCAGUGAUUCAACAAGCUGCUGAUCUGGUGCGCGAGAAAAGCGUGCCGAUCGAUGUGGAAGCACUUGGUCUUGCAGAAAAAGUGGAUGAUUUAGUUUUUGUGAAUACUCUGCAGGGAGGAGUCAGUAAGUGGAUUAAGGAAAUCCAGAAAGUCACGAGGCUGAUACAUGAGCCGCUACCUGGCACGGCAAUGCAGGAAAUCAAUUUUUGGUGCGAUUUGAAUCGCGCGCUGCUUGCUGUCCAGGAGAAGCUUGAAUCACCAGAAGUAGAGAUUACGCUUGCGAUGCUGCAACGGGCAAAGCGUUAUUUGGCCACUGUAACGUUCAGCGCUGACCAUGGUCUUGGCACAGCCAUUCAGGUCGUAUCCAGUAUCAUGACCCUAAUGAAAGAUUUCCCGAUGCACUCCAUUUUGUCAGCCACGGAUAUCAACCAGCUUAAUCAAGGGGUAACUCUUGUCUUUACGCACCUGAAAAAAGUACGUGUAGCCGACUCUUAUAAUUUGGUGCGGCUACUACAUUUCAUGGAAGUGGUAUCGAGCGACCUGACGCAGCAGGUUGUCAGUUUGCUGCGCGUGUACAGCCUUAUUCAAGUUCCAUUCAAGCAGUUCGUCCAACUGCUCUCUUCUUGUAAGGAGCUUUUCUCGAACUGGCACCGCCAGAUUACAGCACUCUACGAUCUUACAAAGGAGCUUUUUAAGCGACGAGGCGGGUCGAUCAGUGCUGGGAGGCUUCCGUUGCUCGCAGAGUUGCAGAUGGAGCAUGUUGCAAUUGAAGAGCGUUUGCUGGAAUUGUAUGAGUUCCGCGAGCAGCACGAAAAACUACGUGAUGUGAUCCAGAGGGUGCUGGGCGCUCCGAACGCUAUUGGGCUCGAUGGUCCACGCGUAAGUGAUGGCACGAACGAUGCACUCACUGAAAUCGAUUCGGCCUACUUUCAAUUGAAUUCGCUGGAUCCUCUUGAUAUCUCGGGUGAAGGUGUGACUGCGUGGAAGAACCUGCGCAAGGCGUACGAUUUGUGUAUUGAUCGCGUUGAAGGCCGUAUUAUUAGCAGUCUUACUAGCCGACUGAGUGCUACGUCGAACGCUGAUGAAAUGUUUCGUGUGUUUUCUAAGUACAACGCACUAUUCUUCCGUCCUCGUAUUCGCAGCGCCGUCCAGCAAUUCCAGAUGCAGCUGAUUGAAAAUGUUAAAGAGGAUGUGAGCAACCUACAAGCUAAGUUCCGUUCCCACUAUGCCUACUCGGAGGCGUCUCGCACUAGCAAACUGCGUGACAUUCCUCCCAUUGCUGGUGCUGUGAUGUGGGCGAAGCAAAUAGAGCGCAAGCUCAAAAUGCUACUGUCACGUGUCGAGAGUGUACUAGGUGUAGGCUGGGAACAACAUGUGGAAGGCAAGGCACUAAAAUCGGCGGCCGAAGCAUUUAUUGCAAAGUUAAACCCGCAGCUUAUAUUCGAUCAGUGGGUGAAUGAUUUGGCGUCAAUGCCGAUUUUUGACACCAAAAAUAUCGUCCUAAACAUUGUCACGGAAGGCACGCCACAAGGCGAAAGGAAGAAAUUGGUAGUAGCGUUCAACCAGCAGAUCGUGACGUUGUUCAAAGAAGUGCGUAACCUGGAAUGGCUUGGCUACCGAGUGCCUUUCACGCUUAAAAUGAUUGCCGAAGAUGCGAAGUCGAAAUACCCGUAUGCAACGUCGCUGGAUGCCAGUAUUAAGACGUAUAUGCGCUCGUGUCGAAACAUCCAGCCAGUCUUUGAAGCCUUGACAGCUGCAUAUAUUCGUGAUGUCCGUGCUACUGUUGGAAAAACGUUCUCGAAGGGCAAUGAAAUGCGAUGGCACGCAGACGGUCUGGGCGAAUAUGUCACAGACCUUGCCACAAAAGUAGAGUGCCUGCACGACAAAGUGGAUAACUUAUCGCAGAAGUUGACUGACAUUGACACGCUUCUGGAUAGCAUCCGGAAUAACUCAGACUUCCAGGCCGCUGAAGCUCGAGCGGUCUUGGUGAAAGUUCAAAUGCAUGUCGACGAGCUGAGCUUGGCCGGAUAUGCAAAUUUGCACGUGUUUGUUAAAAACAUAAAUGAUAUGAUAAGUGAGAUUCUGGGCGAAAAGCUCGGCGUUCUAUUGCAGCGUUGGAUUGCCUGCUUUGAUCCCGAGCAUGAUGAAAAGUCGUUUCAAGCGACUCUUGUCGAGGCCGGGCUUACUUUAUCGACUCAUCAGAUUCUGCUCAAAAAUCAAGUGCUGUAUUUGGAGCCUUCAGUUUGUGAUGCUCGUCGGGAUUGGUUGGCGCGGCUUCAAGACUUGCUGAAUUCUGUGUGCGACUUGCCUAAGAUUCAAACAUCCUCGUAUGAUAACUUGUAUGGAAAGUCGACGGUAGCUGCUACAUUGUCACCGCCCCGCGAGAGUGCUAGUUCUAGGCGGCGAGAUGCUGUGUUCAAGGAAGCUUUAAAGCAAGUAUCGUUGGAUCUGGUCACAAAAGCAUACAGUGUGCUGGAUGUCACGGUAAGCGAUGUGGACAAAUAUGCGUCAACUUGGCUUCAGUAUCAAGCAUUGUGGGAUAUGGACGCCCAUACUGCCUUAAGUAGCGUCGGAGAGGACGUCCUGAAAUGGCAACAGAUUUUGAUCGAGAUUAAGAAUGAGCGCAACGCAUUCGAUGCAGUCUUUCACACGAAACGGUUUGGUCCCGUGGUGGUCAAUUACCAACAAGUGCAAGCUCAGGUGAAUGUGAAGUAUGAUGCUUGGCACAAUGACUUCUUGGCGUACUUUGGUGAUCUGCUACGUGAUCAAAUUAAUUCGUUCUAUUCGACGAUUUCAUCGAAGCGGACGCUACUGGAGCAGCACGCACUCGAAGCUGCAACCGCACAAGUCGUUGCCGCAAUUACUCUGAUCCAAGAACUGCGUCAGAUGCGUUUCCAGUGGGAAGAAGCUGUGGAGUCAUUCGUACAGGGGGAGCGCUUGCUGAAAAAGCAGCGAUACAGAUUCUCAGUGGACUGGCCGUCGCUUGCAAACGUGGAAGGAGAAUGGGAAGCAUUUAUUCAGUUGCUAGAGCGCAAGACCCUCGCGAUGGAAAGUCAGCUCCCGCAACUUCAGGCAAAAAUAAUGGAAGAGAAGAGCGCGCUGGACGGUAAAAUUGCAAAGGCUGUGGCCGAAUGGGACAAUGCGAAGCCAUUACAAGGUGACCAAUCUCCUAGAGUGGCCACAGAAUCACUCAUUGUCUAUGACAGUCGGUUCAAAUUACUAUGCGCUGAACAGAACAAGACGAAUGCCGCACUGGACGCUUUGAAUAUGUCCUAUGUAUCAGGUAUGGGAGGUUCUUCAAUUGAUGACAACCGCAGUUCGAGUAAUGAUCUUUCAAGAGCCAUGGAGGAACUCUAUGGUCUAGAUGAGGUCUGGAAGAGCAUAUCUAAGGUUUGGAUUCAUGUUGAUGAGCUGCAAGAUACGCUAUGGUCCGCGGUCCACCCCCGCAAAGUCCGGAAACAGCUCGAUGAGAUUGUUGAUGAAAUGCGCCGCUUUCCUUCUCGAGUGCAACAGUACGAAGCUUUUGAGCAUUACGUAUCGGUCAUCCAGUUUCGUAAGUCGAUGAAUUCUGUGCUUUCGGAAUUAAAGUCAGACGCUAUUCGGGAUCGGCACUGGAAACAGAUCCUGCAGCUGCUUGACAUAUCAUCCCCGUUCACGGAAUUAACCUUACGCAGUUUUUGGGAAUCUAGGGUCUCUGCCAAUGACGAAAAGCUUACGUCGGUCAUUCGUACGGCCCAAGGCGAAAUGGCACUCGAUGAAUUCUUGCGUCAGGUGUCAGACUACUGGACCAACUAUCAGCUUGAACUGGUCAACUAUCAAAAUCGUUGCCGAGUCAUUCGUGGCUGGGACGAGAUUUUUGCGAAACUUGAUGAGCACCUCAAUAGUCUGAGCAGCAUGAAGCAGUCGCCGCACUACCGCGUGUUCGCUGAGCUAGCUACCAGCUGGGAAGACAAACUAACAAAGAUUCGUAGUAUUCUAGACUUCUGGAUUGAUGUCCAAAGACGCUGGGUGUAUCUAGAAGGCAUCUUUUUUGGGUCGGCGGACAUCAAGCAGCAGUUGCCAAAAGAGUUCGCUCGUUUUCAAAGCGUUGAUAACGAGUUCACUUCGACAAUGAAGCGCGUCGCGCACAAGCCAAUGAUUGUAGAUGUUGCCAACAUCCCGAAUUUGUACCAUUCGUUGGAACGUCAGCAAGACAUGAUGGGCAACGUCCAGCGCGCUCUCGGUGAAUAUUUAGAGCGCCAACGAGCUGCAUUUCCUCGCUUCUACUUUGUAGGUGACGAAGACUUGCUGGAGAUGAUUGGCAACAGUAAAGAGCCGAUGCAAAUUCAGCGUCAUCUUUCGAAGAUGUUUGCUGGCAUAUCCUCGUUAGAAAUGGACAGCAGCGCCAACAUUAUUAUGGGAAUGGUGUCGCGAGAAGGUGAGGUCGUACGGUUCAAGGAACCAAUUAUGACAGCAGACGAUACGCGCAUCGAUGUUUGGCUCGGCAAGGUAGAGAGACAAAUGCGUACAACUCUAUCGUUUCUUUUAGAGCAAGCUGUGUGCUCUUACCCGACAAACGACUGUGCCGAUUCGUAUUCGGGGUGGGUAUCAGAAUAUCCAGCUCAAGUGGUUAUUCUUGCCACUCAGGUGCAAUGGUCAGGCGAAGUUGAAAGCGCUUUGAAGGCUGAUGGGUGUAAUUUAUCGUUGCUUCUUGAGCAGUUAGAUAAGCUGUUACUCGUCUUAAGCGAGCGCGUUCUAACGGAUGUGAAGAACGACGAACGGAAAAAGUAUGAACAGCUGAUUACUGAAUUAGUGCAUCAGAAGAGCGUCACUAAGCGCUUGUGUCAGGCCGGGGUCAGUGGCAUCGAGGACUUUCGUUGGCUAUACCACAUGCGGCACUAUUUUCAAACAAAUGAAUCGGAUCCACUCAAGAAGCUUACGAUCCGGUUAUCAAAUGCAAGCUUUGCUUACGGGUUCGAGUACUUCGGUGUUGGAGAGCGACUCGUGCAAACUCCUCUUACAGAACGUUGCUACCUAACACUAACUCAGGCAUUGGACUUUGGAAUGGGUGGAAAUCCAUUUGGUCCUGCCGGGACGGGCAAAACAGAGUCAGUCAAAGCCCUGGGAUCCUACCUUGGCCGCUUUGUGCUGGUGUUCAACUGUGAUGAGCAUUUUGAUUUUCAAGCGAUGGGACGGAUAUUUGUAGGCCUGUGUCAAGUUGGCGCUUGGGGCUGCUUCGAUGAGUUCAAUCGCCUCGAAGAGCGUGUGCUUUCUGCUGUGUCCCAGCAAAUUCUGGCUAUCCAAAGCGGUGUGUCAUCACUAAAGGGUGAGAAGGCGUCUAAUAGCUCGCCUGCAUCAAGGAGUGGAAGCAUUUCAAGUACUUCGAUUGAACUGCUUGGUAAAAGCGUCAAGUUGAAUCCCGAUGUGGGAAUUUUUGUGACAAUGAACCCAGGCUACGCUGGGAGGUCGAAUCUACCCGAUAACCUAAAACAAUUGUUCCGCAGCAUCGCAAUGGUUGCUCCGGAUCGCGAGCUGAUCGCGCAAGUGAUGCUGUUUUCUCAAGGCAUUACUACUGCUGAGCAAAUCUCUGCAAAAGUCGUACUAUUGUUCAACCUGUGCGAAGAUCAGCUUUCGAAGCAGCCUCACUAUGAUUUUGGUCUUCGCGCGUUGAAGAGUGUACUUGUGAGUGCUGGUCAGCUCAAACGAAAGAUCAGCCAGGCACAAGAUCGUUCAAGGCUAGCAAACAUUGAGGAGGUUGAAAAGAAGGCGCUGAUCGGCUCGAUCACUGAUACGAUUUUACCCAAGUUGGUUUCAAAUGACGUUCCUGUGUUUGAGACAUUGCUACAGGGAGUAUUCCCAGGUACCGAGGCUCACUGCAGUGAAGAAAAUACUCUUCGUACAAAGAUCGUGGAGCUGGCAAAGAAAAGCAACUAUGUUGCAACUAAGCAAUGGGUAGAAAAGGCGUUGCAGCUUUACCAGGUCAUGCACCUCCGCCACGGCGUAAUGCUUGUUGGCGCGUCCGGGACAGGGAAAUCGAGUGCGUGGCGCGUGCUGAUGGACGCUAUGGGACUUGUUGAUGGUGUCAAGGGUGAAGCAUACGUAAUUGACCCGAAGGCUCUAUCAAAAGAACACCUCUACGGUAUCCUCGAUAACACGACGCUAGAGUGGACGGACGGUGUGUUUACUUAUUUACUGCGUCAAGUGCUCAACAGCGUGAGAGGUGAAAGUGAAAAGCGUCACUGGAUCAUAUUUGAUGGCGAUGUAGACCCUGAAUGGGCUGAAAACUUGAAUUCUGUGCUAGACGAUAACCGACUGCUGACUCUUCCGUCCGGGGAACGUCUUGAGAUUCCGUCAAAUGUGUGGAUUGUGAUGGAAACAGAGACACUGCGGUACGCGACACUGGCGACUGUGAGUCGCUGUGGUAUGGUGUGGUUUUCACACGAUACAGUCAAGACCUGCCAUAUCGUCGAGCACUAUCUGCUGAAAAUGCGGGAUGACGUAUCUGUCGUUUCUUCAUUCUCCUUUCAGCCUAGCGAGAGUGAGCUGGCAACGAAGACUGCUCAUACCUACGUUGCUCUUCUCCGAGGUUUGAUUGAUCGUGGAGAUAGCAUGCCUUCGCUGAUCGAGAUUUGUUUAGAGCAGGCAAUGGGCCAGGCACACAUUAUGGAAGUCACAGCGCUGCGCCUACUGAUGUCAAUGUUUACGUUACUCGGACGAGGUUUGUCUCGUAUAAAUGAGUACAACGAAGGUCACUCCGAUUUCCCAAUGACAGAUGAUCAGAUGUCCCGCUUUGUACCGAAAUGGUUUGUGUUCUCGGUUCUGUGGGGUUUUGGAGGCUCCAUGGACUCUGCGAAUCGCAUUGACCUAUGUAAUUUCGUGGUGCAAACGCUUGAAAAUCGCUUGACAUUUCCCACGUCUGGGUCGUCGAGCCCAGACAAUAGUCUGCUUGAAUAUGAAGUUGAUAUCGGUGACGGCAAAUGGCGUCAGUGGUUGCGAUCAAUUCCCCAGCUAGACCUUGAGAGUCACCAAGUGUUGGCGACAGAUGUCGUAGUAACCACAGUGGAUACAAUACGUCAUGUUGAAGUGCUGCGGGGAUGGCUUUCGCAGCAUCGACCGCUCAUUCUUUGUGGCCCUCCCGGUAGUGGUAAGACGAUGACUUUGACCUCAACGAUUAACUCGCUUCCUGAGUUCGAAUUCGCAAGCCUCAAUUUCUCGUCUGGAACUUCACCUGAGCUCAUUUUGAAAACAUUCUCUCAGUAUUGUGAGUACAAGCGCACCUCAAAUGGAAUGCUGCUAGCGCCAAAGGCACCAGAGAAAUGGCUUGUUGUGUUCUGUGAUGAAAUCAAUCUACCAGAGGCUGAUCGAUACGGAACGCAGCGUGUGAUUACGUUCUUGAGGCAAUUAAUCGAGCAAAGCGGGUUUUGGUUAGGUGGCAAGAACACGUGGGUGCGGCUGGAGCGGAUCCAGUUUGUUGGUGCUUGUAAUCCACCAACAGAUCCAGGACGCGUCCCAAUUUCACCGCGUCUACUACGCCAUGCACCUAUUCUCUUGGUUGAUUUCCCGUCUUAUCCUUCACUAAAGCAAAUCUAUGGAACAUUUAAUCGUGCUUUGUUAAAGCUGACACCGUCGCUUCGAUCCUAUGUGGAGCCGCUUACCAAUGCAAUGGUUGAUGUGUACGAUAGCAACCAAAAGCAGUACACGGCCGAGAUGCAGCCACAUUACAUCUACAGCCCUCGAGAGCUAUCAAGAUGGAUGCGUGCUCUAUACGAAGCCAUUGAGCCACUGGAGUACGAAAUAGACAUCGAAACACUGGUAAAAUUGGUGUUUCAUGAGGCAUUACGACUUUUCAUGGAUCGUUUGGUGACGUCUGAGGAGCAAAAAUGGUGCUUUCAUAUGGUCAAGGAGACUCUGAGAAACUACUUCCCUCAAAGCGCCACAUCUCUAGAGGUGGUCGAAUAUGGUGGUCAACACUCUAUCUUGUUCAGUACGUGGCUAUCGAAAAACUACGCUGAAGUCACAACGGCUUUUCUGCGCAAACAUAUUGAAGCCCGCUUGCGCGUCUUCUACGAGGAAGAACUUAACGUUCAGCUCGUAGUUUUUGACUCUGUGAUCGACCAUGUCCUCCGGAUCGAUCGCGUUCUCCGCCAACCCCUUGGACACUUGCUACUCGUUGGCGAAAGUGGUGCGGGAAAGACUGUCCUGUCUCGCUUCGUUAGUUGGAUGAAUGGAAUGUCUGUGUUCCAAAUUAAACUCACGUCAAAUUAUACAUUGGACAACUUCGAUGAUGAUCUGCGCAUUGUGCUGAAGCGAUGUGGUUGCGAAGCUGAAAAAAUAUGCUUCAUCUUCGACGAGUCAAAUGUGCUUGAUUCGGCUUUCUUGGAACGUAUGAAUGCGCUACUGGCAUCCGGUGAAGUGCCAGGUCUGUUUGAAGACGAUGAAUACUCGUCACUCAUGCAUGCUUGUCGUGAAGCUGUGCAGCGCGAUGGAGUGAUUAUAGAAAAUACCGAAGACGAGCUGUUCCGGUACUUCACCAAGCAAGUGCAACGCAACUUGCAUGUUGUGUUCACGAUGAAUCCGGCUUCAGGCGGCUUCCAAAACCGUACUAAUACAUCCCCCGCCCUCUUUAACCGAUGCGUGGUUGACUGGUUCGGUACUUGGAAUGAUCACGCACUCGCACAGGUGGCGUUUGAGUUUACAAACACACUAGAUCUUGCUGGGUCUACGGACUUUGUCAUUCCAGAUGAUGCCGUAGAUGUCCUGGCGAAAUUAAGCCCGCACAUCGCUACAGGCACUUUUCGUGAUGUACUGGUCGGAAGUAUUGUCCAUUUUCACCACGCUGUCCUGCUUCACAUGCGUCGACUUCAAAAGCGUCACAUGAAGCACAAUCAUAUAUCUCCGCGUGACUACUUGGAGUUCAUUCGUCACUUUGUGUCGCUCUAUUCUGAAAAGCGUGCCCAGCUAGAGGAUCAGCAGCUCCACUUGAACGUUGGUGUGCAAAAACUGCAGGCUACCCAUGGGCAAGUGGCAGAGCUACAAGGUCAGCUCAGUAUCAAAGAGAAAGAGCUUAGAAAAAAAGACAUUGAAGCUAACGAAAAGCUUCAGCAAAUGGUGCAGGAGCAGAACGAGGCGCAAGAAAAAAAGAAAGACGCAGAGGCUCUUGCGGUUGAUCUCGCAAGCAAGGACGAGGAGAUCCGCACAAGGAAAGAAGUUGUUGAGGCCGAUCUCGCUCUAGCCGAGCCUGCGCUUUUAGAUGCUCAAGCGUCCGUGAACUCGAUACGUAAGGCGCAGCUCGAUGAAAUUCGAGCACUCGCACGGCCUCCUGCUGCUGUCCGUAUGACCAUGGAGGCUGUCGCAGUGAUGCUUGGCGAGUCCAGCCUGGAGUGGGCUGACUUGCGUCGCUUCAUUCGAAAGGACGAUUUCAUCUCUCAAGUUGUUCACUUUGAUUCUGAAAAGCUGACAGCUCGCCAGCGACACACCAUUAAGAUUAAUUACGUUGACAAGGUUGACGAAUUCGACUACGAAAAGGUCAAUCGUGCAUCGAAGGCGUGUGGUCCGUUGUACAAGUGGAUCGUGUCACAGCUCAGCUACACAAAUAUCCUGCACAAGAUCCAACCGCUACGAGAUGAGGUGCAGACACUGGUUGACAAGUCAGUCGAUCUGCGCGCGAGAUACGAGCAGGCCAAAACGACUAUUGAUGCGCUCGAGAUCCGAAUCGAAAACUUGAAGCACGAAUAUGCGGCGUUGAUUAAUGAGGCACAACUAAUAACCAACGACAUGGCUUCGGUAUCCAAAAAAGUAGAGCGUUCUGUUGCGCUGCUGGAAAGUUUGUUACAAGAAAGUGAACGAUGGGAAGCCGGCUCGAACGACUUUGACACCCAGAUGAAGACGCUCGUGGGAGACACACUGUUGUCCUCUGCUUUUUUAACAUAUAUCGGUUUCCUUGAUUUCCAGCAACGAAAGAUUCUGGUUCAAGAUUGGCGCGAUAUUUUGGACUCAAUGGGUAUCGGCACGAAACCUCAGUUGAGCUUCGUAGACUACCUGUCGCGUCCAAACGAACAAUUGGAGUGGCAGAUGAGCGGUUUGCCCUCAGACGAGUUGUGUUACGAAAAUGCCAUCAUUUUGCAACGCUUCCAUCGCUUCCCACUAAUUGUAGAUCCAUCUGGGCAAGCGAACAAUUUCAUUAUGAAGUAUUGUAGUCUCACGACCAAUACGAAGAUCGCUCAGACUUCGUUUCUGGAUAGCUCGUUUAUGAAGGUGUUGGCUAGUGCAAUUCGCUUUGGUACAGCUCUGUUGGUUCACGAGGUAGAGAACAUUGAUCCAAUCCUGAACCCCGUCUUGAAUCGAGAGCUUUACAAAACGGGUGGGCGUGUUUUGAUUCGUCUCGCAGGAGAGGAAAUCGACUACUCUCCGGAUUUUCGACUCUUCUUGAUUACAAGAGAUCCGUCGUGUCGUUUCUCACCCGACGUUUGCAGUCGUGUGACUUUUGUCAAUUUUACAGUCACGCCGAGCUCUUUAGAAAGUCAGGGAUUGAGCAUUCUGCUCAGAAGCGAGCAACCCGAAGCGGAGGAAAAGCGCAAUAAUCUACUAAAACUGCAGGGUGAAUAUCAAGCGAAGCUGCGUGAGCUGGAGGAUUCUCUGCUGCAGCAAAUCAAUAACGUGCAGGGCAAUAUAUUGGACGAUGAUCGCGUCAUCAAUGCUUUGGAAAGCAUGAAAGCAGAAGCUGCCCAUAUUACACAGCAAGUGAUAGAAACAGAAUCCACCAUGGCGAUUGUGGAGGCAGCUACAAAUCGCUACCGUCCACUCGCGAGGGCAAGCUCACGGUUAUUUUUUGCACUGGAAAACUUAUCAUCGGUCCACUUUCUGUAUCAAUAUUCGCUCGACUUCUUCCUCUCACUGUUGUCCAGGGUAUUGUCCCAGCCAAGUGAAGGGGGAGAAUCGGCGCGUCUUACCAGUAUUUCUACUGGGCUCUUCGUGCAGCUUGCUCGACGCGUGAGUAGAGGUCUUGCUGAAAAUGAUAAACUGAUGUUUGCGCUCCGUCUAUCCCAGAUUUAUCUGGAGCUCGAGCAGCAAAGCACAGCAGUUACAGGCGUGAAGAUGUCUGGAGAUGAUGACUUUGCUUUUGACGGGCCUACCGAUGAGGACGUCAACUUGCUGCUCGGAAGCGGUUCAAAUGUCCCUAACUACGAAAUUGCUCAGCGCACAGAGCUUGAACAGAUGAUGCCAGCUUUCUCGAAGACUGAGAUGAAUCAAUUGAUACGAUUGAUGAAAUUGUCAACGUUCAAGCAUUUAGAGACGCAUGUGCGUGAUCAUGCAGCUGAAUGGAACAUCUUUAUUGAGACUCCUCUGGCUGAGGAGACCCUUCCAGUAGACUGGGACGCACAGUACGCAAUUUCUUCAGCAAGGCCUCGUCUCGCUGCAUUUCGAAACAUGAUAAUUAUUCACUAUCUACGACCCGAUCGGAUCAUGUUUGCGUCUGAGCGAUACAUCGAGCUGGUGUUCACAGCUUCAUUUCCGUGGCGUGGCGACAUUGAGCUCUCUAAGAACGUCGAAGAUGACACUCAAGCAGCACGUGGUGUGCUUUUGUGUUCAACGACGGGAUUCGACCCAAGCGCUCAGAUCGAUGAGCUUGCGGCUGCCCAGCGAAAGAAAUAUAACUCAGUGUCCAUGGGCUCAUCCGAGGGUUUUGACGCAGCCGAAAAAGGUUUGAACACAGCCUUGAAGCACGGCUCUUGGCUAUUGCUUCGCAAUGUACAUUUAUGCCCAUCCUGGCUUGUAAGUGUGGAGAAGAAGCUCUACAAUGCGCGAGAAAGUGUUCACCCGAACUUUCGUCUCUUCCUGACAAGCGAGAUCAACCCGAACUUGCCAGUAAAUCUCGUGCGCAUGUGCGAUGUCUUUGUGUUCGAGCCGCCCAGCGGUAUGAAAAUGAGUAUGAUUCGAACGCUUGACACGGUGACAGCUGAGCGUAUGAACUGCUCACCAGCUGAACGGUCUCGGCUGUAUUUGCUGCUCGCUUGGUUUCAUGCGUUGGUGCAUGAGCGAUUACGCUUUGUACCUAUCGGUUGGUCUAAAACAUACGAGUUUAGUCAAUCUGACUUUCGUGGCGCUUGCGAUGUGAUUGACCGCUGGGUCGACUCUGUGGCCUGUGGCCGUGCCCACGUCGCCCCUGACAACAUCCCGUGGACAGCGAUCCGAACGACACUGAAGGAAUCCGUCUAUGGUGGUCGUGUGGACAACACGUUUGAUCGGGAAUUAAUGGAUACGCUUUUGGAACACGUUUUCACGGCGGCCGGCUACGAGAACACCUUCGAGCUCGUUGCUUCUGAUGAUGGCAAGGAUAAUGGACUGGUGAUUGCAGAGGGGAAGACUAAGACACAGUUUAUGGAGUGGAUCCUGGCUCUUCCCGCCACCAACCCACCUUCAUGGAUGGGUCUUCCUCGCUCGGCCGAAACGAUGGUGCUUAUCAGUCAUGGUGUGCGCAUGCUGCGUAAUUUGCAGAUAAUGCAAGACUUUUACGGAAGCGACAGUGGGGACGAUGACACUGGGGCAGAUGAGGAUAGCAAGAUGGUUCUAGGCACUGCUACUGGAGAUGGCGAAGACAUGCGCCCCAAGUGGAUACAAGACCUGGACUGCCGUAUUGGCGUGUGGCUCUUGUUAUUUCCCUCAGAAGAAGAGCUCCUUGUGCAUACUGUGCGCGAUUCGGUGCACUUUGGCAACCCAGUCUAUCGCUGCAUGUUCCGUGAGUUAGAGCUCGGCGGGAAAUUCCUGGACGACGUGGGUGGCUUGUUACGUACGGUACAGCAAGUAUGUGCUUACAAGGCCAAGCCUUCGAAUGAAGUACGAGAGGCGAUGGGUACGCUAUAUCGCGAGCAGGUGCCUGAGCGAUGGAAACAGCUGUACCGUGUCUCCGCUGAGCUAAGCUUGAGUGAGUGGCUCACAGACUUCUCUAGACGCAUACACCAGCUGAAGGAAUUAGCACAGGUUGCUCCAACAGAUAUUCUGCAAAAACCCGACGGUGUUUGGCUGGGCGGAUUCUUUUCGCCUGAGGCUUUUGUGACAGCCGCCCGUCAAAGCGCUGCUGCGGAUCUUGGGUGCUCGCUUGAUGAGCUUCAUCUGCUUGCCAAUGUGGACGACUCCUCGGCUUCAUCAAGUAGUGGUUUUACUGCUCGCGGACUAUUACUCGAGGGCGCCACUUGGGACUCCACCGGUUUUGCGCCGUCAGACCAAAUCCGGAACAGCUUGCCAGCUUUGCGUCUUUGUUGGACACGUCAAUGUGUGGAAACAAACAACCUUCGACUGCUACCAGUGUACUCGAACGGCAAACGCGAAACUCUGUUUUUCUCCGUGGCGGUGGAUGCUGGUGGUGAUUCCGCAUUCUCUCGAACCAAGUGGGUGCAGCGCUCGGUCGCACUUGUGCUAUGGGAGUUUCAGGCCUAG